CUCUCAGAGAGAAGCUGUGAAGCUCUGUCCUCAGUUCUCAGCUCAGAGUCCUCUAGUCUGAGAGAGCUGGACAUGAGUAACAACAACCUAAACGAUUCAGGAGUGAAGCUGCUUUCUGCUGGACUGGAGAGUCAUCACUGCUCACUGAAAACUCUCAGGCUGUCAGGCUGUCUGGUCACAGAGGAAGGCUGUGCUUCUCUGGCUUCAGCUCUGAGCUCCAACCCCUCCCACCUGAGAGAGCUGGACCUGAGAUACAAUCAUCCAGGAGACUCAGGAAUGAAGCUGUUGUCUGCUGGACUUGAGGAUCCAUACUCAAGACUGGACACUCUCAGGGUGGAGCCUGCUGGAAUCCGAUGGUUGAGACCAGGUCUGAGGAAGUAUUCCUGUGAACUCACCUCCUCCUGGGGGCCAGAUGUGAUGUAUAAUCUCUCCACUGCAUUCUGGGUCUACCCCAAGGCCUCCUACCAGUUGGACAUGUCUGGAAGACUUCCAAUAGAAAGCACCCAGGACGCAUCCUGA
Molecule: messenger RNA, 519 nt
Organism: Seriola dumerili (greater amberjack)
Lineage: Eukaryota; Metazoa; Chordata; Actinopteri; Carangiformes; Carangidae
Product: NACHT, LRR and PYD domains-containing protein 12-like
Exons: 5
Molecular function (GO): protein binding
Source: RefSeq, a predicted model, not a curated record